UCACAUACACGUAUGUAUAUAGCACUGAAGGGUGAAUCAUGAGUUAGCUACUGUUUCUUAACAUGGAUAUAGGCCAUCAUAGAUUAUUAUACAUCAACCAUGGCAGAUGAUCAAUUUCGAGCAAGUGCAAAUUGGUGGGAUUCAUCAAGAAACGUUGUGAGGUUUGAAAGCCGGGAACCGCAAUCUGGAUCCUCUGGCCUCACCAACAACACGGGAAAUUUUUCUUGGCAUGGCGUUGGUGAUGAUAAAAUAAUGAAGCUACCAAGAUCUUCCACCAUGGAAAAUUCCAUGUCUUCUUCUUCUGCAGGCGCCUCAUCAGGAAGGUCCUGUGUGGUGUUCCAUGAGAGGUUUCAACAACAACAAAACUUGGAUAUGAUGAUGGGUUUGGGGCUUUCUUCUCAAGCAUCCACGGAUUGGAAUCAAGCAUCUUUCAUGAGAGCAGAAAAGGCAUCCGAGAUGUUGCAACAGAAUUUGAGCGCUCAUCAAGAAAUACAGUUCAGUCCUCAAUACAGCAACAUCACAAGCCAACAAGUAUUAUCCUCUAAUUUUCAGAUGGAUUCUUCUUCUUCAGCGCCUUUAUAUUGUAACACUUCAAUGCUACAAGGGCUAUUAGGACCUGAAAGCAAUAAUCAACCACACCAAGGGCCUAUGAGUAAUUUUCCAUACUCAACGUGUUUGAACAGCAACAAUAAUAACAACCAAUUGCAUUUCACUAAUAACGCCCCGUUCUGGAACGCUUCGGAGCCUGCGGCGGUUUCCAUUAAAGAUGGUCGAUCCAUCUUCUUCCCUUCAUUGCACCAACCAUUUUCGGCGCCAAAGAAUAUAUGUGAAGUAAGGGAGUCAGGAGGUAGCAUGUUGAAGAAAAGUGAGAAUGAGCAAUCAUCAAAAAGGCCUAGAAACGAAACACCUCCAUCACCUUUGCCAGCUUUUAAGGUGAGAAAAGAGAAGAUGGGAGACAGAAUCACUGCCCUACAGCAAUUGGUUUCGCCUUUCGGAAAGACUGAUACGGCAUCGGUGCUCUCUGAGGCCACUGAAUACAUCAAAUUCCUCCAUGAGCAAGUGACUGUUUUAAGCACCCCAUAUAUGAAGAGUGGAGCUCAAACACAGCAUCACCAGAAUUCUGGUAAAUCAAAGGAAGCUGAUGGACCAAAACAGGAUCUAAGAAGCCGAGGGCUGUGUCUGGUGCCAAUUUCAAGUACAUUUCCAGUGACUCAUGAACCCACAGUUGAUUUUUGGACGCCAACAUUUGGAGGAACUUAUAGAUAAUAUUAAUAUUAGGAUUAAGUACAAUUUUAGUUCUUACGGUAUAAGUCGAAAAUCUUUUUUCGCUUCGACUUUUUUUUGCAUAUAAAAUCUUCCUAAUUUUAUAAUUCAAAAUU
Arachis duranensis is the source of this 1379-nucleotide messenger RNA. Its product is annotated as transcription factor bHLH123-like. NCBI's taxonomy places the organism in Eukaryota, Viridiplantae, Streptophyta, Magnoliopsida, Fabales, Fabaceae. The coding region runs from base 100 to 1266 and encodes 388 amino acids. Gene Ontology annotation, molecular function: protein dimerization activity; RNA polymerase II cis-regulatory region sequence-specific DNA binding; DNA-binding transcription factor activity, RNA polymerase II-specific. The transcript is spliced from 7 exons. The record is from RefSeq and is a predicted model, not a curated record. Gene Ontology annotation, cellular component: nucleus. Gene Ontology annotation, biological process: regulation of transcription by RNA polymerase II.